Hippoglossus stenolepis (Pacific halibut) is the source of this 6678-nucleotide messenger RNA. Its product is annotated as collagen alpha-1(I) chain. The coding region runs from base 1 to 5004 and encodes 1667 amino acids. Gene Ontology annotation, molecular function: extracellular matrix structural constituent. The transcript has 66 exons. Lineage: Eukaryota; Metazoa; Chordata; Actinopteri; Pleuronectiformes; Pleuronectidae. The record is from RefSeq and is a predicted model, not a curated record.
AUGGACAGCCAGAGGUGUCCCUCUCUCCACAUUGGCCUUUAUGGCAGUCUGAUGAUGGCAACACAACAGGCGUUCGGACCCAGGUUUUCUGAUGAGUUCAGCCUGCUGAUGGAGCUGCGCAGCUCUCAGGUGGAGGAGAGCAGUGUGGUGACUCUGUUAAACUCCCAGCAUCACGUCCACCUGCAGCUCCGCCUCGGCCCCUCUUCACUCACCUUCAUCUCCACCCAGCACAGAGAAUACGAGUUCACAGUGGGCUCUCUGUUGGAUGGUCAGUGGCACCGGGUGGCACUGAGUGUCUCCCCGCUUUGGCUGGAGGUGUAUGUGGACUGUUCUUUGGUGGAGAGAGUGAACUGGGCCUAUCCUUGGCAGCGCAUCUCCACCAAUGGCGUUCUGAUGAUCGGAGGCAGUCUGGACGGCUCAGAGACACCAUUUGAAGGUGCUGUAAGACAGAUGACUUUUGUGAUGGGGGAUCCAGACACUGCCAGAGACCAAUGCACUCUCAAUCAGCCUUCCUGCAACCCACCAUCCUCCAGUCAAAACCAGGAUCACCUGUCAGAGAGAAACCCUGCAGACUCCACCAAUCAAGAUGCUGCUGACCAAAGCCAAGGCUUUAUACUUGUUGAUGAACCUCACAUUGUGUGGACAACUAACACUGAAGAUGUUAAAAGAGUUCCGGACAUUAAAUGGUCUCCAAGCAUCCGAACAUCAGAUGAAAAUAUCAUCCAACAAAGUGCAGUGGAUACAGCCUUAACCUCACCUGAUUCACCGAUACCAACGUCUGAGGUCAAAUCGAACAAUGCUACUUUAGUGAUGCACAAUAAUCUGAUACUACCAAUGGCACCAAAAGGACAUUGGGAGUCAAACAGACCUUUUCCUCAUUCAGGAAGCAUUGAGGAAGGGCAGCAUUCCAGUCUGCAGCACAUGGGGUCAAAUCCAUCUGUACCUUCUGGGGACCUCAUUUAUGGAUCUGACCAGAGAAUCUACCGAAUCCAUAAAGGUCUUUCUGGGCCAAUUGGAGCACAAGGAAGGAGGGGAUGUGCUGGGAGAGAAGGCUAUGUCGGAUUAAAGGGUGACAAGGGCUCUCAAGGUGUUCCAGGCCUGGAUGGGAGGAGAGGGGAACCAGGGCCUCUGGGACCUCCAGGACUUCCCACACUUUACUUAUGGCGGAACUCUGAGGACGACUGGACGGCUUUUAGGAGAUCAUCCUUUGCUCAAAUGCUCAGAGCUGGCUGGCCGGUGAAGCCUGGCCCACCUGGUCCCACGGGUGAGAUAGGAAAACCUGGCCUUCCAGGUAUUCCUGGUGACCCAGGGAACAGAGGAAUGCCAGGACAGAGGGGACACAUGGGUGACUCUGGGCCAAGGGGCGCCCCUGGCAAGACAGGGAGUGUGGGCAGGAAUGGCCGUCAAGGAGUGGAUGGGAGUUGUGGGCCACCAGGACUUCCUGGGCUCCAGGGUCCCAGAGGUUUUAAGGGAGAAGGGCCUUUACCAGGAGAGAAAGGAGAUGAGGGUUUAACUGGGGAGCCUGGACCAUGUGGAGACAGAGGGAGAACUGGGGCAAAGGGAUAUAAAGGGGAACCAGGAGAAGAUGGACCUGUUGGACCUCUUGGUCCUUUAGGUAAAAGAGGCCCUCAAGGGCCGCCUGGACCUCCAGGACCACAGGGAGACUCUGGACAUGAUGAAAUGAUGGGUCCUCCAGGACAAGUGGGUGCACCCGGGGCCACAGGUGGUAUAGGGCCACCUGGAGUUGAUGGGUUUGAGGGGGCUCAAGGUCCAACUGGUCCACGAGGUCGUAAAGGCCCUCAUGGACCGUUGGGAUUAGCAGGAGUGACAGGCCCACAUGGACCUCAAGGGACUCAGGGUCAAUCAGGCAAUGGUGGCCCCUCUGGUCCAAAAGGGGAGAUGGGUGACAUAGGACCUAUGGGGAAAACAGGAUCACCUGGCAUUGAAGGGCCUACGGGGAUGUUUGGAAGUCCUGGUCCAAAAGGAUAUCCAGGUGCCACAGGCUUCAGAGGAAGGGAUGGUGACCACGGAGAGGCUGGACCCAAAGGAGACAGAGGCCCACGAGGUGCUCCAGGAAUCCAGGGUCGUCUGGGAGAGAGGGGUGAACGUGGCACCUCAGGCUCUCCAGGGGUGAGAGGUCAGCCUGGGCCCAGAGGAACAGAGGGUGAGGAUGGGGAAGCUGGUCUCCAGGGAGCAGUUGGGAAACAAGGGCCAAAGGGAAACAGAGGAACCCCAGGACAAAAUGGGAAGUUAGGACUCAAAGGACAAAGGGGUCGCCCGGGACUUCCUGGCCUGUUUGGUAUACCUGGCAUUCUGGGUUUCAGAGGCCAUGUUGGGACUGAGGGACCAGAAGGAAAGCCUGGUACACAGGGUGCCUAUGGUUCCGUUGGCUCUCCUGGCCCUAAAGGAGACAGAGGGUUUCCAGGUGUGGCUGGUGAGCGAGGGCAGACAGGUCGUCCAGGAGCGAAAGCUCCUGGAAAGCCAGGUGAAAAUGGAAUCCCUGGACCAGCUGGGGAGAGGGGCUUCACAGGAAACUCGGGAAUGAUGGGCCCCCAGGGUCCAGUGGGCAUGUAUGGUUACCACGGAUCAGUGGGUGUGACUGGGGUACCAGGCCACAUGGGACAAAGGGGAGACGCUGGUGUCAGAGGACUUCCUGGCAGCCGUGGAAAGACUGGACCUCCAGGUCUGCAGGGCCUUCCUGGUGAGAGAGGGCCUCCAGGGCCUCAGGGCCGUCUUGGAGAGUUGGGGCCCAAAGGCAUUCAGGGGCUGCCAGGUCCUCCAGGCAAGCCUGGACCAGGGGGCGGCAUGGGGAGCCCUGGUCCUCCAGGGGGUCAGGGGUCACCAGGGCCACCAGGGUCAGCUGGACCCAGAGGGUUUCCAGGAACAUCAGGAAUUCCUGGGCUGAUGGGUCAGGCUGGAGCAAAAGGAGACCAGGGAGCAAUGGGCCCUGUUGGGAUUAUUGGUGCUCCAGGACUGGAUGGGCAGCAGGGUCCUCCAGGGCCAAGUGGAGAAGACGGGAUUCCUGGAGCAAAAGGUGACCAGGGACUUCCGGGCCCUCAGGGACCACCAGGACCCAAGAGACCAAAGGGAAAGCCAGGACCUCAGGGAUCCCGGGGGCUGCAGGCUGAGCCUGGCCAGAGGGGCAAAGAGGGAGAUGUUGGAGGGCCUGGAUCACCUGGGGACCGGGGUGUUAAAGGAGCCAAGGGAUAUGUUGGAAAUCCUGGCCCAUUGGGGUCAGAGGGGCCUCCAGGAGUCUUGGGCAUCAAAGGGUGGAGAGGAUCAAAAGGAGAAAAGGGCUACACAGGCCAAAUGGGUCAAGGGGGCCUGAUGGGAACGGUUGGACCAUCGGGCUUAUUAGGACUACAGGGGUUUCCAGGUAUUUUGGGGAUUCCAGGACCUAAUGGGCCACCAGGACUAAAGGGAGAUACGGGUCCUGCUGGUUUGAUGGGGGAUGAGGGAACUCCAGGUCCUAAGGGCGUGACAGGAAGCCCAGGUGUGAAAGGUGACAUGGGACAAUCUGGAACAACAGGUUCAUCAGGAGUCAGAGGAGGACCUGGCAACCCUGGUGCAAAGGGAUCUCCUGGACCCGAGGGGCCGAGAGGCGAGCCUGGAGAGACAGGGCUGCCAGGAGAGAGUCCUGAUGGCCUGCCAGGAAAUAAGGGCCCUCCAGGAUUACCAGGACCAGAGGGUAGAGACGGUGACGUGGGGCUUCAGGGCCCUAUUGGCCUUCAAGGGCCUCAGGGACCAAAAGGUGUUCCUGGACUGGUGGGAAGGAAAGGACCAAAAGGUCAAAAGGGGGAUGAUGGCAGAAGUGGACGUCCAGGGAAGGACGGACGCACUGGGAGGAGGGGGAAAAGAGGGAAAGCUGGUAGUAGUGGUUUGAGAGGGAGACGAGGAGAAAAGGGGAAGAUAGGAGAUCUGGGUCCAUCUGGUCCUCCAGGAAGACACGGAACAUAUGGCAAAGCUGGGCCUCGUGGAGAAAAAGGUGAAACCGGUCGACCCGCCUUAAAGGGAGAAUCUGGGGAUAUAGGAGCAGAUGGCCCUUCUGGUCGAGAGGGGUUAAAGGGAAUACAAGGCUCCACUGGAGAGCCAGGAAGAGAUGGUGAAAAGGGAGAGCAGGGCAACAUCGGCCUUCCAGGUACACAGGGAUCUGCAGGCCUGCCUGGGCUGUCUGGUUUGUUUGGACACAAGGGCCUGAAAGGAUUUUCUGGACCACCAGGCCUGACUGGGGAGAAAGGAUUACCUGGUCUGCCCGGCCCACCUGGGCCCCCAGGGGCCACACUCAACCUCACCGUGACUCAGCUGAAGGAGCUCAUGUACGUGUCGGACAAGCCCAACCCGGUCCUGGUGCAGGCUCUGCUGGUCUCCCUGCAGGGGGAGCUCCGCUGGUUCAUAAACCCACCAGAUGGCAGCAAACUUCACCCAGCUACUACAUGUCUGGAGCUGCGGCUGGCUCACCCAGACUCCACUAACGGGGUGUAUUACAUUGAUCCUAACCAGGGCAGCCCAGCUGAUGCGUUUCAAGCGUAUUGUGACUUCACAGCAGAACCAAAGACCUGCCUGUCUCCACAGCAGACUCAGGUUCCAAUCAAGGCUUGGCUGAAGGAUUCUGGCACCAACAUGUCAUUUCACUGGUUGAGCACAGUUGAAGAUGGCUUCCAGUUUGAGUAUCAAGGAGCAGCAGAUGUGGUGCAGAUGAGGUUUCUGCGACUGAACAGCAGAGUCUCCACUCAGACCAUCACCUACUCCUGUCAGCCAGGAAGUAGACAGAGCCACAGAGAGAGGGAAGCCAAGUUCCUGGCUGACACUCGGAGGCAGAGUUACCUGGGGCCAAUGGCAGACUGUGUGAUGUCAGAGACGUUGGAGUCAGUAGGUCGGGAAUCCAUUUUUCAGUUUGAAAGUGAAGAUCUCCAGCUGCUGCCUCUCAGGGACCUGGCAGUGUUUGGAAACGAAGAAGUAACCUGGGAGUUUGGCUUCACUAUUGGACCAGCAUGCUUCAGCUGAUCUCCCGGCACGAUUGGAUCUGUGCGAUGGCUGCAGCCCCAAAGAGCUGAACAGGCACCGUGUAUCUCGGACACUUUUCUGAUGUCCUUUAUAGCUUGACAUCAGUUUGGAGUUGGAGUUGGCAUCGCUUUGUUUGAAAGUUGUCCAACUUUGUUAGUAUGUAAGUAUGUUAACCAGCCAGUUAACUUGGGAUGUCUUGAGCUGUCUCAUUGUCCGUAGUGUAAAUUCAGUAUAGGGGACAACCUCUUUGACUUAAACACUGAGGACAAGAGACACACACAGUGAGCUGUAGAUCCUCCAGGAGACAGAGCUUCUCUCCCUUUCUGAAGGUGUCCUCUGCACAGUGACUGUUGGCUUGCACCCGGGACAUUUUGAAGCUGAAUAUCCUGAUAAUAACUUCAUUUUUUACGUUUUGUUUUGUGUGUGUUUGUGAAACUUGCUUAUUUAUGUAAAUGUUUGACUUUCAUUAAGUCACUUUCAUUUUGAUGAUAACUCAUCACAGAUAAUGUGUUUGCUUUCUCUAUUCUGGUCUUGUCUCUCAUAUUGAAGUUUGCCAGUGUUCAAGUACAUGCACAAGCACCAAGCCAACUAGCAAGUCCACUGAUUUUGGACUUUGCAUUGAAAAAAAUCUACUUUGAUCUGAAAUUCUAUUUUAUAAAAUGCAUAACCUUUCUCCCUUGCACUGUUUUUACUGUUCUUAUUUAUAUAAGUCUAAUCAUAGAAGAGUUACCAUUCAGAUGACAUUGUCAACUUUUUUUUCCCCCAUGGGAUUUUGAUCCUUUAAACUCAAACAAGAAUUAAUUGUGUGUACCAACUUUGUCCAAAUUGUCCCAUGUUUAAUGUAAGUACUGUAAAUACAUAAUGUGGCUGUUGUAGAUAUUUUUUAAACCUCUUUGACAUUUACAUGUAGUCUACAUUUAUAGUACGUCAGUCAUUUCUGUGUUUCUCCAUCUUUUGUCAUGCGUUUUUGUCUGUUGAUUUUCUAUUUGGUUGUAUGGUUCCUUAUUUAUAUUGUGUUGAUUUCAAAUUGUCCUGUUUCUGAAGCUGUACAAAAAUUAAAGCUGCAUUAAAAUGUAUUUCCUGGCCAUUUGGGGACUACAAGAAAAGGUGAAAACACGACAGCAACAUUAUCACCCUAACAAGUUGUUAUGGGGGAUGUUCACCGUUUCCUUUUGCAGAAUUUGCAUUUAUUUGGAUUGGUGUUUGUGUUAACCUUAGGAAUGUCUGUCAAAGUUGACUUGUAUUUUAGUUUAGUCCACACCAACUCCAGAGAAAGACAUUUGGCUGGUUUCUAAAUGCUGCACUAUGUUCAGCAGCUUGUGUUGAACGUUGUCCCUCUGGUGUUUGGUUCCAAACAGACUGACAGGGUGCUUAUCAGAGAUUGAUGUUGAAAACAUCUGCCUGAAAAGAGACAUUCAGGGGAGUGGAGUUAAAGGCUGGAAACCAAACCAGUGUGCUCAAAGAGCCUGAAACCUGUACAGCUGAGUGGAACUGCAGUCCAGGGAUAAUUCUCUGUGAGUCUGACAGUAUGAGUGUCUCCUCUUUUUACAUGUAGUCACUUGAUCAAUAGUUCUCAUAAAAGUAUCUAUUAGUGCAGCUUUAACCAUUAAAUGAAGGUAUUUUGCUAUUAUGGUCGUAUAUAGUCCUGGAUGGCUUAUUAGCUUCCUUCCCACC